Messenger RNA from Hevea brasiliensis (rubber tree), 1287 nucleotides. RefSeq names its product GDSL esterase/lipase At1g33811. Gene Ontology annotation, molecular function: hydrolase activity, acting on ester bonds. NCBI's taxonomy places the organism in Eukaryota, Viridiplantae, Streptophyta, Magnoliopsida, Malpighiales, Euphorbiaceae. The transcript is spliced from 5 exons. The record is from RefSeq and is a predicted model, not a curated record. Bases 41 to 1147 code for a protein of 368 amino acids.
CCAGGACAUAACCCAAUUGAGGACAGGCUUUUGCUCAAACAUGGGAAGCAUAAGAGAAGUGAUUUGGUCCGGUGUUCUAGUUCUUGUAUGGCUAAUCCCUAAGGCUUCCACACAGCUGAAGGAGCCACAAGUGCCUUGUUUCUUCAUCUUUGGUGACUCUUUGGUAGAUAAUGGUAAUAAUAACAGGAUGCUUACACUUGCUAGGGCUAAUUACAUGCCUUAUGGCAUCGACUUUCCUCAGGGUGCCACUGGCCGAUUUACCAAUGGUCGAACAUAUGUCGAUGCACUAGCUCAACUUCUGGGGUUUCAAAAUUAUAUUCCGCCCUAUGAAAGAACUCGAGGCCGUGCAAUUUUGAUGGGAGUGAAUUAUGCAUCUGGAGCAGCUGGCAUUAGAGAUGAAACAGGGAACAAUCUGGGAGAUCACACAUCAAUGAACCAGCAGGUAAACAACUUUGGUAACACAGUGCAAGAAAUGAGGAGAUUUUUCAGAGGGGAUGCAAAUGCAUUGAAUGGUUAUCUGAGCAAGUGUAUAUUCUAUUCUGGAAUGGGAAGCAAUGACUAUCUUAACAACUAUUUCAUGCCCACUUUCUACACAACUAGCUCUGAUUACACUGCCAAAGCUUUUGCUGCUGUGCUUCUUCAGGAUUACUCUCGCCAGCUAACGCAAUUAUAUGAAUUGGGAGCUCGGAAAGUGAUAGUAACAGGAGUAGGUCAAAUUGGUUGCAUUCCAUAUCAGCUGGCAAGGUACGAUGGAAAUAACAGUCGCGGUCGCUGCGAUGAGAAAAUCAACAAGGCCAUUUCUCUUUUCAACUCUGGACUCUUCAAGCUCCUUCAAUCUUUCAAUAAUGGCAAACUUCCUGGUGCCAAAUUUGUUUACCUCGAUUCCUAUAAAAGCACCAAUGAUCUUUAUCUCAAUGCCUCCACUUAUGGAUUUGAAGUGAUAGACAAGGGAUGCUGUGGGGUGGGAAGGAACAAUGGGCAGAUAACUUGUCUUCCUCUUCAGCAACCUUGCGAAGAUCGCAGAAAGUAUUUAUUUUGGGAUGCCUUUCAUCCAACUGAAUUAGCAAAUAUUUUACUUGCUAAAUCAACAUUUACUUCACUGUCAUACACCUAUCCCAUUAAUAUCCGGCAACUUGCAAUGUUAUGAGAGGCUAGUGAUUUCACGUCAAGAUAUGUAUCCUGCAAGGGCUAGCAGAGUGAGCUUGCCAUUUUAAGGAUUGUGAUGUAUCCUUACUAUUGUCAUAAAUUAUUUAACAACUAAAAAUAAAGGAUAGUCAUUUUAUUUAA